Messenger RNA from Capsella rubella, 939 nucleotides. RefSeq names its product ras-related protein RABA5e. The record is from RefSeq and is a predicted model, not a curated record. The transcript is spliced from 2 exons. The coding region runs from base 103 to 759 and encodes 218 amino acids. Gene Ontology annotation, cellular component: endosome. NCBI's taxonomy places the organism in Eukaryota, Viridiplantae, Streptophyta, Magnoliopsida, Brassicales, Brassicaceae. Gene Ontology annotation, molecular function: GTPase activity; GTP binding.
UCUCUCUCUCUCUCUCUCUCUCUCUCUCUCUCUCUCUUUCUAAAACCAGUUCCAACUUCUCUCUCUCUCUCUGAUCUCUAGAAGAAGAGGAAGGAGCAAAAGAUGUCUUCGGAUGACGAAGGAAGAGAGGAGUACCUCUUCAAGAUUGUGGUUAUCGGCGACUCUGCUGUCGGUAAAUCCAAUCUUCUCUCUCGUUACGCUCGGAACGAGUUCAGUGCGCAUUCCAAGGCUACGAUCGGCGUCGAGUUUCAGACGCAGAGUAUGGAGAUUGAAGGCAAAGAGGUUAAAGCUCAGAUUUGGGAUACUGCCGGCCAGGAGCGGUUCCGUGCCGUCACCUCUGCUUAUUACCGUGGCGCCGUCGGUGCGCUCGUCGUUUACGACAUCACCCGCCGCACCACUUUCGAGAGCGUCGGGCGUUGGCUCGAUGAGCUUAAGAUCCAUUCGGAUACAACGGUGGCGAGAAUGCUGGUGGGAAACAAGUGUGACUUAGAAAACAUAAGAGCAGUGAGCGUGGAAGAAGGCAAAACCCUAGCAGAAGCACAAGGACUCUUCUUUGUGGAAACAUCCGCACUUGAUUCGACCAAUGUGAAAACAGCUUUUGAAAUGGUGAUACUUGAUAUCUACAACAAUGUCAGCCGUAAGCAACUCAACUCAGACACCUAUAAAGAUAAACUCACCGUUCAUCGAGUAAGUCUUGUUAAGGACGAUAACACUGCCUCCAAACAGAGCUCCAGUUUCCCCUGUUGUUCUUCCACUUAACAAAUUUAUUUGUCCCUUUCUUUCUCAUUGUAACUUUUUUUUUAAAUAUAUUUUUAUAUUUUUUUCUUUGUCUUACAGAAGAAAAGAAAAAUUCAUGAACUGUAAUUUAUUUUUGUUUUAUUUCUCCUAUUAUAAAUUUUUGGGAAAUAUUGAAAUUGAUCUAUUCACUUUACUUGGAUC